AUGUUCCUUGCUCCUCGCCUCCAGGAAGCCCGUACCACGUAUCGCCGGAUCCUCUCCGAAUCGGCCCGGAAGCUCAACACCCAAGGCUCCCAGUUGGGCAACUGCAUCGAGAAAGCUCGACCCUACUACGAAGCCCGCCGCCUCGCCAAGGAGCUUUGUCAGCAAGCCGAAGCCAAGGUCCAAGCCCUCCAGAAGUCCCUCAAGCGCGUCAUCGUUAAGAGCAAGCCUUAUUUCGAGCUGAAAGCCCAGUUCAACCAGAUCCUCGAGGAGCACAAGGCCAAGGUGACGGCGCUGGAGCGGUUGGUGUCGCAAGCCAAGACUCGUUAUUCGGUGGCCUUGCGUAACCUGGAGCAGAUCAGCGAACAGAUCCACGCUCGACGUCUUCAACGCCUCAUCGUGCGUCGAGCUUCGCCGGUGGGAGCCGAAGCCAGUCCCCAACACGCCG
Cariama cristata (Red-legged seriema) is the source of this 445-nucleotide messenger RNA. RefSeq names its product SH3-binding domain protein 5-like (gene SH3BP5L). NCBI's taxonomy places the organism in Eukaryota, Metazoa, Chordata, Aves, Cariamiformes, Cariamidae. The annotation marks the transcript as partial. Gene Ontology annotation, molecular function: protein kinase inhibitor activity. Gene Ontology annotation, biological process: negative regulation of protein tyrosine kinase activity; intracellular signal transduction. The record is from RefSeq and is a predicted model, not a curated record. Gene Ontology annotation, cellular component: cytoplasm. The transcript is spliced from 3 exons.